CUCACACACACUCUCUCUUUUGCUCUGUCUCUGUGUGCAAUCUCUUAAACCGCCCUUCCUGUCCUCUCUUCUUCUUCUUCUUCUGCUUCUCCUUCUUCUUCUGCUUCUCAGCCCUAGGGUUUCUUCUUCAUCGUCUUCGUCUUCUCUCGACGGUUUUCUUCUUUCUCUCCUCGCAUUUCCUCCAACUUUCUCGCUCGUUGUGUAUAUUUCGUUCCACGCAUCUGCUGAUCGCUUUUGGAUCUAGCUGUUCUCUCUGCGGCAAUGGAGUUCGGUGCUGGCAGAAAGAGAGGGAGAUAUGAAGCUGCUUUUAAUGGAAAUGGAAAUAUUAAGAAAUCUAAGCAAGACAUGGACUCCUUUACAACUGGUAUAGGAAGCAAAUCGAAGCCAUGCACAAAGUUUUUCAGCACGUCUGGAUGUCCAUUUGGGGAGGGAUGCCACUUUCUCCAUUAUGUUCCUGGUGGCUUCAAAGCUGUGUCGCAGAUGCUUAAUCUUGGGACCAAUCCUGCUCUUCCAUCUGCUCCCAGAAAUGCAGUUGUCCCACCAUCCUUUCCAGAUGGCUCUUCUCCUCCAGCUGUAAAAACCCGCUUGUGUAACAAGUAUAAUUCAGCUGAGGGUUGCAAAUUUGGUGACAAAUGUCAUUUCGCUCAUGGUGAAUGGGAGCUUGGCAAGCCAAGUGCUCUAGCUUACGAGGAUCCUCGGGCAAUGGGGCAUGGCAGAAUGGCUGGCAGGAUUGAGCAGCCUCAGGGCCUUGCGGCUGCUGCUAGUUUUGGAGCAUCUGCAACUGCUAAGAUCAGUGUUGAUGCUUCACUUGCUGGAGCAAUCAUUGGGAAAAAUGGUGUGAAUUCAAAGCAAAUAUGUCGCGUAACAGGAGCCAAGCUUUCCAUAAGGGAGCAUGAGACAGAUUCUAAUUUGAGGAACAUUGAGCUCGAGGGUACAUUUGAUCAGAUCAAGCAAGCAAGUGCUAUGGUUCGGGAGCUUAUUGUAAAUGUUGGUGCAGCCUCCGCAAUGCCUGCGAGGAACCACCACGGUACGACUGGGUCUGCAGCCUCGAACAACUUCAAGACGAAGUUAUGUGAGAAUUUUGCAAAAGGGUCCUGCACAUUUGGAGAGAGGUGCCAUUUUGCACAUGGAGCCGAAGAAUUGCGCAAGUCAGGGAUGUAACUUUUGUCAUAUUUGAUUUCUAUUCUCUUCUAGGGUGAACUUUUGUUAUUAGCAUCUUGGUUAGCCUCGCGUGUUUAUCAAGUUUUGAUUUAGAUGUGCAAAGAUAUAAACAGAUUUUAGUUUUCUAAUCAUUUUUCAUUGAAA
This is a messenger RNA of Carica papaya (papaya), 1305 nucleotides long. Its product is annotated as zinc finger CCCH domain-containing protein 14-like. Lineage: Eukaryota; Viridiplantae; Streptophyta; Magnoliopsida; Brassicales; Caricaceae. Gene Ontology annotation, molecular function: mRNA binding; metal ion binding. The record is from RefSeq and is a predicted model, not a curated record.